AUGACCUGUGAUGCGGCGCAUGUCAUCAUCCUGAGCUUCUUUGAUGGCAUUGGUUCGGGGCCUUUUGUUUUCAAGGAGCUCUUCGGAAGGCCCAAGGCUGUUUUCAGUUGGGAGAUCGACCAGCUGUGCAUGAAUGUCAGUUCGUACCAUGUUCCAGAGACACAGCGCCGGGGAGAUGUGGCUGCAGACAGCCCAGCAGCGCUGGCAGCUGAAAUCCUGGCUCUGGACCCUGACAAGACAGCGCGCAUCUUGAUUUUGGGCGGCCCGCCGUGUCCGGACUUCUCCAGCAUCAAGGCUCAACCUGCAGGCCGUGCUGGCCCUGAAGGCAUGAAAUUCGACCAAAUGUGUGAUUUCUGUGAUCGGCUUGAGCAACUGUUGAAUGAUUGGCCCCCCUUCUGGUUUUUGGUUGAGAAUGUUGUUCUCAAGGCCAAGGGUGAAAUUCAGCAUUUUUCUGCCCGCCUGAAAUGCCAGCCAAUCCUGGCUGACGCUGCUGACUUUGGUGUAGUUAGCCGGCCUCGUUUGUGGUGGAUGCGGCGUCGCUGGAGCACGCAGGAUGUGUACCCUGGAACAACCUCUCCUUUGAGGUGGACAAAGUCAGCAGGGGUUCCUCGCUUGCAGACCAGCAUGAAGACGGAUGACCCAUCUUAUAUGCAGGUGGCUGGCUUGGCAUUCCACAAGGAUGUGCUGGCAGGCUCAGUCAGCCUUCCAUGUUUGACAACGCCCGCGCCUUGGCCUAGUGGGCGAAGUGCUCCAAGGAGCAGCAAAGGGCGCACAUCUCCUCAAGCCCACUCUCGUUGGCUGGGGGACUCACGCCGAUUUGCGCCCUGGCAUUAUGAGUCGGCGGCCAUGAUGACAGAUGCAGCUGGCAGGUACCAUGUCCUGCCACCUUUGGUAAAAGAGCGCUUGCACCACUAUCCGGAUGAUUACACUGCCCACCCUCAUGCUGAUGUGAAUGACAGGCACCGCAUGCUGGGGAAUUCAUGGCACUUGGGAGUGGUGCGGCUCUUGCUUUUGCUUCUUCUAGCUUCGCAGGUCCAACCACAUGCUGCGCAGCUGACAAGAAGCCCAACCCGCUCUGCGCUUCAGCGUAUGAUUGAAUGGUCUUUGGUGAAUCCGGCGCCGCUUGGGCCUACUCCGGAUUCUGCAGAGCCACCUCUGGUGCCGCCGUGCGCAGGCAUGCGGGAGCAUUGGGCUCUGGCGCAGCGUCUCAUUCACCCUUCUCUGCGCACGCAGCCGCCUGAGCCUGCUUUGGUGAGGGUAACCGAACGUCUUUUACAGAAUCUGGCAACCAUCAGGCAACUUCGCAGAGCUGUUUUGGAUGAGCUGGCAGAGCUGGUGCAGGAAUGGGCCGAAAUCACGGAAGAUUGGUUGGCCCAGGUAGCGCCGCACAUUCGCGACGUGUACACCCAGGGUGGCCGUGAACCUCCGGCUCAGAUCCCCUUGUUGUGCUUUCUUCUCAGGCGGAUGCAAUAUCCCGGCGUUGAAGAACUGAGUGCUGAUCUUCACCAUGGCUUCGUGCUGCUGGGGCAGAUGCAUGCUGGGUCUGGGUGGAAGCGUCGCUUGGAUACCAAAUACAGGGAUCCCAUGCCUUAUGAGCAGUUCUUUGAAGACAACAAGAGGCAUGUCUUCGAAAAGCUGCGAAAUCACAAGGUCGACCCUCACUGGAAGAUUAUGCUGGAUGAGCUAGCAGAUGAACAUGCCAAAGGUCGUGUUGAUGGCCCAUAUGGCUCUCCUUCAUGCUGGCCGGUCCAGUGCGUCAGUGUACCACAGUAUAAGCAGCUGUCAACGCUCCUGCAGGCUCCUGAGCACCAUUGUCCAACGGCAGUGUGCUUCAGUGUCGAACAGCCGGACAAGGCCCCUGACUUCUGCAAUGGCUGGGGCUUCGUUGCCAGAAUUGAGAACCAAACCUUCUACGCCAUGGGCGAGGUGCCCCAGCAUGUGGUGGCUGCAUUUGGCCAUCGGAAGGGCGCGUCUGAAACGCUGACGCCGGAAGACAUUGAAGUGGACUGGCUCGGGGGCUAUUGGAAGCUGCCCAGCGCUGACAUGAAUUCCAAUCUUGUGAGGGAGCGCAUCAUCAGCCAAGCGAAAACCGGGACAGCUCCGGUCAAGCCGUACAUCCUCACAGAGAUCUACGCGGCGCUGAGCGCGGCGCUGCAGCAGCUCUUCGGGGCGGCGGAGUUCACCUCGGCGCGGCUGGCGGAGCAGUACCGCAGCCAGCCGGAGCUGGCGGCGUAUCUGACGGCGCGAUGCGCCAUGUCCAUGAGGGAGCCGGAACAGCGGCUGCAGGGCUUGCGCGAUGUCGAAAGAUCCACCAUGAGAUUCACCUCCAGCCCUGCGAAGUCAUGCGUCCAGUCCUUCGUGCACCGCGCCCAUGGGGUGUUGAUUGCACGUGGUCCUGGUGCUGAUCGUUGGAAGCUUGCGCAGGAGCACUUCGACAAAGCCAUCGAAGUGUAUCCCACCAACUCCAACGCCCUGUCCCUCCUGGGCAUUUGCGCCCUGGAGUUGGGCCAGCUGCAGCGGGCGCUAAUCCUCAUGAACAAGAGCUUGUUGUUGGACUCGGACUUCCGGGCGCCCUAUGUGAACCUCGGGGUGGCUUACUUGCGCUUGGCCGUCUCGGAGGAGGGCGAGAAAGCCCAGGACUUGUUCUUCAGAGCUAUUGAGAUCUCUGAAGCUUGUCUUAUCCGGCAUCCUGCGUCACCUCAGUGCAACUACCACAUUGGCGUCGCCUGCGCGCAGCUCUUCUUCUUGGAGCGGGACCCGCUGACCCCCGCGGCCGCGGAGUUCCGGCGCCGCUCGCGCCAGGAGCUGCUGGAAGCGAGGCAGAGCGCAGAAGCACGGCGACGCCUGAGCGACUGGCAGGAGGCCCAGGCCCGGGGCACGGCCAGGAAGCAGCAGGCGCCCUGGCUGUCGGUGGACGACAAGACGCUGCAGGCGGUGGAAGCCCCGAUGCCGCCGGCGCCGAAACCCAUCAAGCUCCCGGAAUACGUGGGAUGGCGCCUCUUCUUCUGGCGAGCGGCGUCCUGUGCGCUGCAAGUGGGCGCUGAGCUGCGAGGAAAGCGGCAUGCCCUGAGAGCUUCCCUGCAGCUCCAGGGCACGAAGCUGCACGACGUGUGUGCGCCCUGCGGCGAUGCGGGGCUGAACACGUUGCAGGAGACGUCGGAGUACUGUGACGAGCUCUACAGUCAAUGUAGCUGCUGCAUCGAGAAAGUCCAAGCCAAGUACGACGAGAUUUGCUCCAACUUCAUGGGCUAUGGCGGCUGCGUGAACGGCAUCAAGGCUGCAAUGGAGCAGAAGGAGAAAGAGUGUGAGCAGAAGAAGAAGCUUGAAGAGUACCAAAGAGAGAAAGAGAAGCAAGACAUCGAAGACGCCUCGGGCAUGGACAUCUUUGACAUGCAUGCGGCGAAGGUGGCAGACCACAGGUCAUAG
Molecule: messenger RNA, 3426 nt
Organism: Effrenium voratum
Lineage: Eukaryota; Dinophyceae; Suessiales; Symbiodiniaceae
Source: the annotation of a GenBank genome assembly